Molecule: messenger RNA, 798 nt
Organism: Impatiens glandulifera
Lineage: Eukaryota; Viridiplantae; Streptophyta; Magnoliopsida; Ericales; Balsaminaceae
Exons: 2
Coding region: 1-798 (265 amino acids)
Source: RefSeq, a predicted model, not a curated record
AUGGCUAGUUCUUGUGUUACGGCCGUUAGCUUUUUUGGAAUUGUACAACGCAUAUUUGUAUUAUUUUCUAAUUCUACCAAGCGAUGGAAAAUUUUACUUGAUAAUGUUCCUAAUAUGACUGUAAAGUCUCUAUCUAACACUCGAUGGGAGGCUCGUGUUAAAAGCAUUAAAGUACUCAGAUUUCAAGCUCCUCAGGUAAGGAAAGCUUUGCUUGAAUUGUAUAAUAUUUGUGAUGAUGCUAAAUCAAAGAGUGAAUCUGAAAGUUUGGCAUCAAUGAUUGAAAGUUUUGAAUUUAUACUUGGUAUGGCUAUUUGGUAUGAAAUCUUGUUUGCUAUAAAUAUGGUUAGUAAGAAAAUGCAGUCCUCAUCUAUGUGUAUUGAUUCUGCCAUUAAUCAAUUGGAAAGCUUAAUUGCAUUUUUUGAGAAGUUUCGAAUAGAUGGGUUUGUCUCUAGUUUAAUUAUUGUAAAUGAUAUUGCAUGUGAAAUGGACAUAGAUCCUGUUUUUUCGACUAAACGUGUUAAGAAGAUCCCUAGAAAAUAUUUUGAUGAUAAUACUUCUAAUGUUGAACAACAAUCGCCAGAAGAAUCUUUUAGGAUCAACUAUUUUUUAGUAUUGGUUGAUAUGUCUCUUGCAUCCCUAAAAUAUAGGUUUGAACAAUUGAAUGAGUUUAAUGACUUAUUUGGGUUCCUUAUGAAUUCUGGAAAGUUGAAGGCAUUGAAUGAAAGCAAAUUGAAAGAAAAGUGUAGCACAUCUUGUAAUGUAUUUUCUCAUGAAGGUUAUAUGGAGGCAAGACAAUGA